Molecule: messenger RNA, 875 nt
Organism: Prosopis cineraria
Lineage: Eukaryota; Viridiplantae; Streptophyta; Magnoliopsida; Fabales; Fabaceae
Product: probable glutathione S-transferase
Exons: 2
Coding region: 47-718 (223 amino acids)
Biological process (GO): glutathione metabolic process
Cellular component (GO): cytoplasm
Molecular function (GO): glutathione transferase activity
Source: RefSeq, a predicted model, not a curated record
UUCUCGAAGUCUCAAAGCUGAAUAUAGGACGAGAAAGCACAGCUAGAUGGAUGAUGAAGUGAAGCUGUUCGGAACUUGGCCUAGUCCUUAUGUUUACAGGAUCAAAUGGGCCCUAAAAUUGAAGGGCAUGAAGUAUGAAUAUGUGGAAGAGGAUUUAACUAACAAAAGUGAUUUGCUGUUGAAGUAUAAUCCAGUUCAUAAGAAGGUUCCAGUUCUCGUUCACAAGGGCAAGCCAGUCUCAGAAUCUGUUGUUAUUUUGGAGUAUAUAGAGGAAACAUGGCCUCAACCACCCCUGCUUCCGCAGGACCCUUAUGAAAGGGCCAUGGCUAGAUUCUGGAUCAAGUUUGCAGAAGAUAAGGGCAUUGCAUUCCUGUCAUUCUAUGUGGCUCAAGGAGAAGAGCAUGAGAAGGCAACAAAAGAAGCCAAAGAAGUGUUGAAGACAUUAGAGGAACAAGCCCUCGGGGAGAGGAAAUAUUUUGCUGGGAAUGAGAUUGGAUUACUAGAUAUAGUCAUGGGAUGGAUAGCUCUGUCUUUUGCAGAAAUUGAAGGAGCUGUUGGUGUUAAAGUGAUGAAUGCCAGUGAUUUCCCUCGACUGCUUCCAUGGAUUCAAAACUUCAGAGGGAACCCGGCAAUCAAACCAAACCUUCCAAACCAUGAUGAAUUGCUUUCUUAUUACAAGCAAAAGAGAGAAAUUAUUCUUGCGUCCAAAAAACCAUGAGUAACAGAUACAUUUUGUGUAUCAUACAACUUACAUUGAAUGUCUUAUGAUGUACACGCAUUGGUUCUUUCUCUUUUACAAGCCAGGGAACACUUUAUGUCCGUGAUUCUGUCUGUGUGUGGUCAUUUGUAAUAAAAGAAGCAGUAGAUUAUCAUUU